This is a messenger RNA of Tachyglossus aculeatus (Australian echidna), 1104 nucleotides long. It is a transcript of the gene LLPH, whose product is annotated as LLP homolog, long-term synaptic facilitation factor. Gene Ontology annotation, molecular function: RNA binding. The transcript is spliced from 3 exons. Gene Ontology annotation, cellular component: nucleolus. Bases 146 to 514 code for a protein of 122 amino acids. NCBI's taxonomy places the organism in Eukaryota, Metazoa, Chordata, Mammalia, Monotremata, Tachyglossidae. The record is from RefSeq and is a predicted model, not a curated record. Gene Ontology annotation, biological process: dendrite extension.
UGGGAGGCCCAUCCUCCCGGCGAGGAGGGUUGGACUUCCGCUCCCAGCAUGCUCCGCGCCCUUGGCCUUAGGCCCUAAUCCUUGACAUAAGCGCUCAGCGUGAGGCCUUGGAGGGUCGCAUCGGCUCCACGAGGCUCAGGGGAAAAUGGCGAAAAGCUUAAGGAGCAAGUGGAAAAGGAAGAUGCGGGCAGAAAAAAGGAAAAAGAAUGCCCCAAAGGAACUCAUUCGCCUAAAGAAUAUUCUGAAAACGGAUGGUGACGUUUUAAUGAAAGAGGUGGAUGAGAUAGCAACCGUGGUGAAGCCCACACAGGUCAAAGAAAAAGGAGACGGUGUAAUGGAAGAGCCAGAGGGUGUCUGCAAGAUGGAAACGGAUAAUAAAAGAAAUAAAAAGAGUCUCCUGGACCAGCAUGGACAGUACCCGAUUUGGAUGAAUCCCAGGCAGAGGAAGAGGCUGAAGGCAAAACGGGAAAAGGGGAAAGGCAAAAAAAAGGCACCAAAGGGUUUGGCAUGGUAGAACCUCUAGAAGAAGAGAAAUCUCCUAGGGGUAGUAUGUCAGUCUAAAAAAGGGAAUGUCGAUUGAUUGGAGCAGAGGUGAUUUCUAAAUUUUGACUCGGCCCGUAACUUGAACGUGAACUCAACGUAUUGGACUUGAGGGUUCUGAGCUCCAGGUGUACUGUCUUGUGCAAAAACCUGAUUUGGAUUAUGAUAACACGCGCGUCUCGACAAACGCCUUUUUAAUUAUAUAGGGAUUUCAUGCUUUGCCAGUUUGGUAGCUCCAUGCCAAUUUCUUUGCUGUUUUAACUUUUAAAAUAACCUUCAUUUCAAAGGAGAGAUGUCCAAUUUCAAAGAGGUGACGUGCCACAUUAUGAGAGUUUUUCAGACAGUGAUGUUAAAUGCUGUUUUGCCCGUCCUGUUUACUACUAAAAUCUCACUUGAACUACCCUGCACAACCCAGAAGUCUGUAUGGCUCUUUGUUAUGUCUGGCUAAAAGUCCUUUUCUAUUUUUGGAGGAAAGGGGAUGGAGAUGACGACAGUGAAGACCAGGAGGGUUUCUUAGAUUAAGUUGCCUGAUGGUUAUUAAAAUGUAUAAAAAUGGUAAGCUCA